UACACUUCACAGAGGUUGAACGCAGCCUUGCAAACAGAAGAGAGUGAGACUGGAUCCGAUGCUGCAGCAUUUCAGACACCAGAUAAAGAUCGGCUUAAACCGCCAGCAAAUCCCAGCACUUCUUUAGAUUGGUUACAAAAUGAACAAAGAGGAAAAGCAGACAAUGCAAGAAGUUUACCAUUGGAGGACUGGUUUGAUCAUCAGGAAGAUGGACAUUUCAAGAGCAGAAGAUCGGUUUCCAGCAGCUCCUCUGAGUUUUCACAGAGUUACAACACAAAUAAAGAGCCCUCCUUCACAGGCUCAACGCACGGGCUGAAAGAUCAAAGAGAAAACCACAGGGACUCAACCUACAGCAUUACAGGUAAAAGCGCAUCUGCAUUGUACCAGCACAGGAGUCUGGAUUUGAGUAACCCUCCAAGAUUUCUAAGGUCUAUCUCUCUGCAGCCCUUCAGAAGUCCACCCCACAGAAAUAUCAUGGAGGAGAUGUAUAUAAAAAUGUAUUUCAUGAAUGCCUCCCAGGAUGUCCUGUCAACUGGAGAUGCUAAUAAAAUGCAGUGGUCUCCCCCGAGAAGAGCUCCACCUACCCCUGCACCCAGAUCAGCAUACGCCACAGCUGAGGAUAGCGACCUGUCUCCAAACAAGUAUGGGGGGAGCCUUAACAAUGAAGAAGUGGUCGGAUCCCCAUUGCACGUUGCACUGUUUCCUUCCUCGACAUAUGAGACGUUCCUGGAGGAGAAUGAGCAAAAUGGGGUAGAUCCUGUAGAAGAUAGAGAGCCUUCCAUUGAUACGAUAGACAACUCUGAAGAAGCAGUGACCCUGAGCAAGGAUGACACCUAUAAACUGCGGGGGUAUGUGAAGAAGGUGAUCACAAGCACCUGCAUGCAAAUGGACGAUGACGUCCAGGAAAGAGGAGAAGCCAUUUUAGUCGAGGAAACUGUCGUGGAUAGCGCUUCCUAUCAGAGCCGUGCUUUCGACACACAUGGAAUGGGAUCUCCUGUCAUGAAAGCUUUGGCCAGAGCCACCACUGCAAAAGUGACGGAUUCUGCAUCUGAACGCAUGUAUAAUUCUCCAGUAAUCCCGAAUGAAGAUCUGGAGCAAAACGACACCGAAGAAGAAAACUCAACCCCAUCAACAGCUUCAGCAUCAGAGGUGUCCGUCAGGGUUGACUGGAGUGUGAACAGUGUGGAUUCGAGCAGUCUCGAUGACCAGCCCCGGGUACAGUUUGCACUUGACUUCUCCCAGAGGAGCCAGAAGUUCCAGAUCUAUAUCUCCCAGUGCAAGAACCUCGACAGGAUGGAGGUGCACAGAGGCAGCGUUGACGCGUACAUAAAAACAUAUUUGCUCCCAGACAAAUACAAAAUGUCAAAGAGGAAGACUACAGUGAAAAAACGGUCGACGAAUCCUGUUUACAAUGAGAUCCUGAGGUAUAAAAUAGAGUACAGUCCUCUGCUUACCUGCACACUGGAGCUCUCUGUCUGGCACUCCAGUAUCCUGGGUAGAAAUGCCUGCCUCGGGGAUGUCCAGGUGGAUAUGAGCAGCUGGGACUGGCAGGAUAAAAGACUAAACUGGUACCCACUCAAUCCAAGGAGUCUUUCAAACCCUGGUACAAGAAGUCUGCAGCCUUCAACAAUGCAGCUCAACACAGAAUGAAUGAAGAAUUGAAGAAUAUAGGAAUUGAGACACAAGGAGAGCGGUAUAUGAAGCAAGCUCUUGCAGUCUGUGGUGAACCUGCUGUAAUGUACUGUAUAUCCUGUAUAGAGAAUCUACAACCUAUUUAUCAAAUGAGAAUGCCUGAUCUUGUAUGUUUUAAAAAAUCCCCAUGGGACAUCUAAGGAAGAUUUGAGCAUCUUUUUAUUUAUUUGUUUUCUUGUGGGGUACAUGGUCAUUAUGAUUACUGCCUCUGAUUCCUUCAGGGAAGCUGGGGGUGCACAUCUGUAGUGCAAUCCAUUGCAGUGUAUCCAGCUCAUGCUCCUGUAACAGAUCUACAGUGCAAUCCAUCACAGUGUAUCCAGCUCAUGCUCCUCCUGUAACAGAUGUGCAGUGCAAUCCAUCGCAGUGUAUCCAGCUCAUGCUCCUCCUGUAACAGAUCUGCAGUGCAAUCCAUCGCAGUGUAUCUAGCUCAUGCUCCUCCUGUAACAGAUGUGCAGUGCAAUCCAUCGCAGUGUAUCCAGCUCAUGCUCCUCCUGUAACAGAUCUGCAGUGCAAUCCAUCGCAGUGUAUCUAGCUCAUGCUCCUCCUGUAACAGAUCUGCAGUGCAGUCCAUCACAGUGUAUCCAGCUCAUGCUCCUCCUGUAACGGAUCUGCAGUGCAGUCCAUCGCAGUGUAUCCAGCUCAUGCUCCUCCUGUAACAGAUCUGCAGUGCAGUCCAUCACAGUGUAUCCAGCUCAUGCUCCUCCUGUAACAGAUCUGCAGUGCAGUCCAUCGCAGUGUAUCCAGCUCAUGCUCCUCCUGUAACAGAUCUGCAGUGCAGUCCAUCACAGUGUAUCCAGCUCAUGCUCCUCCUGUAACAGAUCUGCAGUGCAGUCCAUCGCAGUGUAUCCAGCUCAUGCUCCUCCUGUAACAGAUCUGCAGUGCAGUCCAUCACAGUGUAUCCAGCUCAUGCUCCUCCUGUAACAGAUCUGCAGUGCAGUGUAUCCAGCUCAUGCUCCUCCUGUAACAGAUCUGCAGUGCAGUCCAUCACAGUGUAUCCAGCUCAUGCUCCUCCUGUAACAGAUCUGCAGUGCAAUCCAUCGCAGUGUAUCUAGCUCAUGCUCCUCCUGUAACAGAUCUGCAGUGCAGUCCAUCACAGUGUAUCCAGCUCAUGCUCCUCCUGUAACAGAUCUGCAGUGCAAUCCAUCGCAGUGUAUCCAGUUUAAUAUGGGCCAACAUCGCUGUUUAAUAUGGGCCAACUUUAUAUGACUGUUACUUUCUAAGAUGUAUUUAAUAAUAACAAAAGGUAUUAUGAACAGGUACUGCAAGGAGUCAUGAUUUAUUUCUCUAGAAAACAUAUGGCAUGUUUGUAUCAAAUCUCUGCAUAUUCCAUUAAACAGUGCCCA
Messenger RNA from Acipenser ruthenus (sterlet), 3035 nucleotides. RefSeq names its product synaptotagmin-like protein 2. Gene Ontology annotation, biological process: exocytosis. Gene Ontology annotation, cellular component: plasma membrane; exocytic vesicle. The coding region runs from base 475 to 1650 and encodes 391 amino acids. The record is from RefSeq and is a predicted model, not a curated record. The transcript is spliced from 8 exons. Lineage: Eukaryota; Metazoa; Chordata; Actinopteri; Acipenseriformes; Acipenseridae. Gene Ontology annotation, molecular function: neurexin family protein binding.